AUUCUGUGGGUUGUCUCUUUGUUGAUUGUUUUCUUCAUUCUGCAUAAGGUUUUUAGCUUGAUGUAACCUUAUUUGUCUAUUCUUGCUUUGGAUGCCUAUGCUUUUGAGGUCUUAUACAAAAAAUCUUUGUCUAGACCAAUAUCCUGGAGUAUUUCCCCAAUGUUUUAUUUUAGUAAUUUCCAGUUUCAGGUCUUAGAUUUGAGCCUUUAAUCUAUUUUUAUUUGAUUUUUGCAUGAUGAGAGAUAGGGGUCUAGAUUCAUUCUUUAAUAUAUAAUUACCAGUUUUCCCAGCAUCAUUUAUUGAAGAAACUGUCCUUUCCCCACUGUAUGUUCUUGGCACCUUUGUUAAAAUGAGUUGACUAUAGACCAGUGCUGGGAUCGGGCUGCGCUGUGUUAUGGCCCUGUACCACACCGAGGAGCGUGGGCAGCCCUGCUCGCAGAAUUAUCACCUCUUCUUCAAGAAUGUAACUGGUCACUCCAUUUCCCCCUUUCAUGAUAUUCCUCUGAAAGUGAACUCUAAAGAGGAAAAUGGCAUUCCUACGAAGAAAGCACGAAAUGAUGAAUAUGAGACUCUGUUUAAUGUGAUUGUAGAAAUACCUCGGUGGACAAAUGCUAAAAUGGAGAUUGCCACCAAAGAGCCACUGAAUCCCAUUAAACAAUGUGUAAAGGAUGGAAAACUACGCUAUGUGGCGAAUAUCUUCCCUUACAAGGCUUAUGUAUGGAAUUAUGGUACCCUCCCUCAGACUUGGGAAGAUCCCCAUGAAAAAGAUAAGAGCACGAACUGCUUUGGAGAUAAUGAUCCUAUUGAUGUUUGUGAAAUAGGCUCAAAGAUUCAUUCUUGUGGAGAAGUUUUUCAUGUGAAGAUCCUCGGAAUCUUGGCUCUUAUUGAGGAAGGUGAAACAGAUUGGAAAUUAAUUGCUAUCAAUGUGAAUGAUCCUGAAGCGUCAAAGUUUCAUGAUGGGGUCUCACUAUGUUGCCCAGAAUGGUCUGGAACUCCUAGGCUCAAGCAAUUCUCCCACCUCAGUCUCCCAAGUCGCUGGGAUUAGGGGCAUGCCAUGGCACCUAGCUCCAGGCUGAAUUUGACAACAGAUAUUUUUAGCAAUGUUUUAUUGAAUUCUUUCAGAACAUUCAAAUUAACUUCAUAAAGACAAAAACUUUCUUGUAUUCAUAAAUUCACUGGUGUAUGUAAUAUUUAAUUACAUCUCAUAAUUACAGUAAAAGAUACAGUUAGCAUAAAUGGUUUGGGAAUAAACACACCUGAUGCUUGGUAAAGCUAAAACUUAACUGAUGGAAACAAAAGUGUGGGCUUCAUUCUAGAGUACUCUGCCAGAGGCAGCAUACAUAAUAUGUGAACAUUAAUCAGAGUGUUCUACAGAAGUAGAGUCUUUACUAAUCAGUCCAGUAAGUUGAUCAAGUAGAGUUCGAUUAAAAGAGCUUAAUUUGUAAUCAAAAUUAGAAACUGAAAUAGAUUUAGCUUGAUUACAUAUAGAGCUUUUCCAGAUUAUCCUAACUUUAUUGGAUUAGUUCAUCUUUAAAAUUCCUACAAAAUUAAUUCCACGAGUGGGAAUAAAUGACUACUAGAGAAUUGCCACUUUUCUUAAAAUAACAUAGAUUGUAAAAAAUGUAUCUAAUCAAAGAUGUCCUACAAAUAGAUAGUGUUGAUGGUUGCACAAAAUUGUAGACAUACUUAAUGUAAAUGAAUUAUACACUUAAAAUGCUUAACAUGGCAAAUUUUAUGUUAUGG
Molecule: messenger RNA, 1743 nt
Organism: Chlorocebus sabaeus (green monkey)
Lineage: Eukaryota; Metazoa; Chordata; Mammalia; Primates; Cercopithecidae
Source: RefSeq, a predicted model, not a curated record